This is a messenger RNA of Ficedula albicollis (Collared flycatcher), 1074 nucleotides long. RefSeq names its product male-enhanced antigen 1 (gene MEA1). Lineage: Eukaryota; Metazoa; Chordata; Aves; Passeriformes; Muscicapidae. Bases 43 to 534 code for a protein of 163 amino acids. The transcript has 3 exons. The record is from RefSeq and is a predicted model, not a curated record. Gene Ontology annotation, biological process: spermatogenesis.
CGGUUCCGGGCGGCGGCGGCUCCUCGGCGCUGCGCCCGGUGCAUGGCGGUGGUGCGGAGCAUGGGCCCCGAGCGCGUCUGUCCCCGGGAGCCCGGGCCGCCGGAGGGCCCUGACGGCGCGGCGGGGUGGAGCGGCGAUGAGGAGGACGAGGAGGAGGAAGAGGAGGAAGGCGGCGGGUACUUGUAUCAGCCGCUGAGCCAGGAACCGGAGCAGGGCGUUGGCGACGCGGGCCCCGGCCUGCAGGAGCGGCUCCAGAUGCUGGGGCUGCACCUGCCCGACCCGCCGGCGGACAGCGAGGAGGAGAAUGAGGAGGAGGCAGCGGAAGGCGCCACGGCUCAGAGCAGCCACAGCUCCAUCCCCAUGGAUGCAGAGCAUGUGGAGCUGGUGAAGAGGACGAUGGCCAGCGUGAAGCUGCCCACCCUGGGCAUCCCUGCCUGGGCCAGCCAGAUCUCGGAGGAGCAGUGGAAGGAUGUGGUGCAGCGCACGCUGCAGGCCCGGCAGAGCCUCGGCGGCCCCCGGCCUCAGUGGAACUGAGGGCUGAGCUGCGGCACAGGGGCUGCAAACCCCAGCCCUCCCUCCGCCCUGGAAGCGCCCCCUGCCUCCGGGCCAGGCGCUGACAGGACUUACCAGUAUCAACGUUCCAGUUCGUCCCACUGACAUUGUCUGAUUUUCCUUCCCACUCCUUUUUCUUGGUUCUGGUGCAUAAGUCAGUGUGAUGACCUUGUGUUGGCUUCCUCUACCUCUGAGGAGGCAGAUUGGCUUCCAUGCCUGGAUGGAUACGGGGUGAUGGGGCUUGGCUGGCUUUGCCCAGAUUCCCUCAGGACAAACAUCGGACUUGGCCCCAUGCUAACAAUACCACAGAAGUCACUCUCCAGGCUAGGGCCCCUCCUCUCAGGAUAGGGUCUGUGUGUUGGAAUAUCACAGGUGGAACAAGAUGUGUCAUUCCAAGAGAUUGGUUUUAUUUAGUUCUGUACAUACAGGGACAUCUGUACAAAAUCCAACACUUUCAUACUAUGUAAUGCUCUACUGAAAAUAAAGUACACCAUAUGUACAUAUGAACUGUAAGCAGCUUAA